Molecule: messenger RNA, 921 nt
Organism: Juglans regia (Persian walnut)
Lineage: Eukaryota; Viridiplantae; Streptophyta; Magnoliopsida; Fagales; Juglandaceae
Exons: 4
Coding region: 1-921 (306 amino acids)
Source: RefSeq, a predicted model, not a curated record
AUGGCAUUGGUGGAAUAUGGAGGUGGUGGUCGACGAAACUCCAUUUUCAUUUCAGAGGAGAGGGACGGCAAGAGAUGGAGGAAGUUGGUGGAGGUAAUGAGGGAGGUUGGAAGAGAUGGUGGACCUGUUCUUAUGCCAUUGCCUGUAACAGCAGUGUCUUUAAACCAAGGUUUUGAAUACCGUGCCAUACCGACCGAUAUGUUUAGGCAAUGGUGGUCCUCCUAUAAGAUCCAAGGUACCCCUAGUCUCAUUUUUGCAAGUAAAUUGAAAGCUUUAAAAAAAGAUUUAAAAGUUUGGAAUGCCCAGUCCUUUCGAGAUAUAGGCAAUAGCAAGAAGUCAUUAUUGGAGGAGCUCCAUGGACUAGAGAGGGCACAUGAGGGAAGGGCCCUUUCAUUGGAGGAACUUGCUCAGUGGACAGAACUAGUUUCAGAAUUAGAGAGAAUGACAAAUUUCCAUCGGAGAACUAAUGCCAUUGAGAUGAUGAAUAUUGGCGGAGCCGUUUGCUCGGAUAUCCCUAAGAUCCAAGAACAUGUCGCUGGUUAUUUUGAGCAGUUGGUUACCGAGCCAAUGGAGUGGAGGCCAAAGAUUAAUGUGCUAGCUUUUGAGUCCAUUGAGCACCAAAAUGCCAUUUGGCAGGAGAGGCCGUUUGAGGAGGCCAAGGUUCAUGAAGUGGUGAAAAAGAUGGUAAAAGAAAAAGUACCAAGACCAAAUGGAUUUUCUAUGGGCUUCUUCCAAUCUUGUUGGGAAGUGGUGAAGGAUGACUUAAUGAAGGUUAAGGAUUACCGGCCUAUUAGCCUUGUGAAUGAGGUGUAUAAGAUUAUUUCCGAGGUGCUUGCAAAUCGAUUGGGAGGAGUUUUGGGAUGGAUCAUUACGAAACUUGAAAAUGCCUUUGUAUGGGAAGACAGAGCUUGGACUCAAUAA